This is a messenger RNA of Solenopsis invicta (red fire ant), 2252 nucleotides long. RefSeq names its product nucleoporin NDC1 (gene Ndc1). The coding region runs from base 394 to 2109 and encodes 571 amino acids. Gene Ontology annotation, biological process: nuclear pore organization. Gene Ontology annotation, cellular component: nuclear pore transmembrane ring. The transcript has 2 exons. The record is from RefSeq and is a predicted model, not a curated record. Gene Ontology annotation, molecular function: protein-macromolecule adaptor activity. Lineage: Eukaryota; Metazoa; Arthropoda; Insecta; Hymenoptera; Formicidae.
AUAUUUGAAGCGGUAAAUGGCAGGUGAGGUUAUGUUAGAUUAAGAGCGACAUUUGAAAUCAUUUGAAAUCUUCCUGUUUAAUGUAUUAUUCGCGAAGGAGACAUAAUCCUCGACGAAGUUCGCACAAGCGAUUAUACCACGAGAAACGUCAUCACGCGAAGAAGUUCGAAUUGCGUCAUCGUCGCAUGAAACCGGCGAAUCUGAGAUUUGAAAGUUAACUCGCGCGCAAAAGCAGAGGUUAACCGGCUUCAACGAGCGCGAUUUGGCUUGAUCUUUGCAUGACGGCAGGUGUUUGGCCAUAUUACUCUUUGCAAGAGGACAGGUGCCGAAACAAAGGAAGAAAAAAAAGGAUAGUUGUCAUAAGUGGAAGAAGAGAAGAGAGACAAGAUUACAAUGAUCGAGAUAGAUAAGAAGGGCUGCAGGGAGCUGCUGAUGCAGCGGAUGAUAUUGGCUGUUGUCACGAGCGUAAUGUUGCAAUUAUCUCUUGUUUGUUGUCUUGUCCUAUUCACGAAUCUGAGUACUGAUUAUUCGCGUUGGUUUGAGGAUACAUGGACCACAGUAAUGUCACCAAGGAUGUGGGCUUAUUUCAUCGUCCUUGCUAUGGUGACAUUCCUGCAGGGUUUUCUCUGCAGCAAGAAUUAUUUACAUCCUCCUCCGUACUACAAAAGCAGAUUCAUUAAGCUGUGUAAGACCCUCGGGAUCCAAAACUUAUUUUUACGAGCAUUAUACAUUGUUAUCGGUGGUAUCUUAGUCUGGUUGCACUUGUCACUGAGGAAAGGAAGAUACAGCUCCUCGAAUGCACACUGCAGCAUACAUGGAACAUGUCUGAUGGAGGAAUAUUAUUUCCUGUUGUUCAGUGGUUUUUGGAGCGGAUUGUAUCUCUCAAUCAAGACUGGCAAUUCUACAGGAAAAUAUUUCCGAUUUCCCAUUAUAGCACAAUCCAAAUUUUUUCAACUGAGGCAAAGAAUUUACACCAUAUUACCGACGUUGAUGAUUUCCUCUAUGUGGUCGACUCUGUAUUACAUGACUAUUUAUUAUUUCAUGGGGUCAUAUUGCCGCGAAGCGUUUCCUAUGAUUUCCAUGCAAAUAGGGGUCAAACCUUUGGACACUGUGUCUGGAUUAUUAAAUCUAUCACUGAUAUUGCAACUGUGGCUCCUUCAGUUUAUAUUUGCAUUGAUUAUCAGCAACACUUACACAUUAUUUGAAAUAUAUUUGACUGAAUGGGCUCCGUUUAAAUUUGGUUUGAGCGGUGCAUACACUCCUGAGAGCUCAGAAAUGACUCUUAUUGAUGUACUAUCAAUGGACAAAAUACCGAUAAUGCAGCAUUUGGGAUACUUAGACCUGAUCACUUUGGCCCAAAAAGAGAAAAAUAGAAGAAGUACAUUAUUUACGCUUAGUCAACCAGGUGGUCACCCUUACAAUUGGAACUGUGUGGUACAAAAGUGUACAAGUCUUCUCAAGAAAUUCUCAUCGGAUCUCACUACGAUAUCUAUAAAAUCUCAAGAACAACCAUUCUGUUAUAGCACAUUGACAGCAAGAGUCCCACCAGUUCAACAAAGCAAAUAUGUUUAUCACAUGCGGAAAUUAGUACCAGACGUAACACCAGUGUCAAUAGCAGAAAUAGAUGCUAAGGAGGAAGCUGUUUACAGCGGUUCAUUUAUUCAACACUUUAUUAAGCAGAAGAAAAAUGCUUUUGUAGCAUAUUUAUUUUCUAAGCCACUUAUCAAUUAUAUCUUUGGCGAGCAAGAUGACAAUAAAAUUCGUCACGCUUUAUAUAAUGGUCAACUGGUGAUUUGGGCAGCCGAAGCUAUUUCAUCUUUAACCGUCUUUUCGUUGAGCGAAGAUUCUUAUGGUAUUGUACAAAAAGAUGUGACAACCAUCAUCAAUACUUUAUUGUCAGUGAAGCAAGCUCUGGAUAAACUGCCGAAGUCACCUGUGUUAGCGAGAAAAAUGCGAGUAGAUGAGAAGUUGAUUCUUGGGUCUUUGCGAAGUGCGAUCAAGCGUAGUCUGUAUAGAAUUGUUACUAACUUUGAAUUAUAUAUCGAUGACUUGUCUCUUGAGGUUUCAACAAUAGAACAAUUGCAAGGCUUUCUUAAUUACAAAGAAUAGUGAAAUGGAAGCGAGUGGGACUAUAUCAGUUCCUUUAAGUUAUCUAGGUUUAAAAAAUUCCUCUAUAACUCUUGCUAAAUUGUCAAUACAGAUUAUACAAAUUUAAAAUUUGUAUAAUAUAUGUAUAUGUAUGUAUAUAACUA